This is a messenger RNA of Entrophospora candida, 426 nucleotides long. The record is from the annotation of a GenBank genome assembly. Lineage: Eukaryota; Fungi; Glomeromycota; Glomeromycetes; Entrophosporales; Entrophosporaceae.
AUGUUUCAUAAUUUCUGUUUGGCACAUAUCUUUAGUUUAGUAGAAAUUGAAUCAGAAAUUGUAGCCAAUGAAGAAAUCAAAUCCCUAAAAAAUUUAAAAGAAAUAUUUGAAGAUCCAAAUAAAAAAAUAUAUUUGGAAGUAACCAUUAGCCUUAUUAAAUUUAAUUCUUCAAGAAAUAAACCAGUAGCUGCUACACAUUCAGAAGUAACAAAUACAAUGCUUCUUUCAGGUUGCAACCAACCACCUUUAAACAAUGAAGUUUUGGGGAUAAUUAAUGAUUAUUAUUUGGAUUUGGAUUAUUAUAUUGCCAUUUUUAAAGAAGCAUUUAAAUUAUCAUUGGACAAAUUUAAAAAACAUAUUGAAAAUCAUCCAGUGGUUCCUUUGUUUAAAGCAAUCAAAUUUCAAUUAUCAUGCCCUUCAACAUAA